Mycena citricolor is the source of this 2502-nucleotide messenger RNA. Lineage: Eukaryota; Fungi; Basidiomycota; Agaricomycetes; Agaricales; Mycenaceae. The record is from the annotation of a GenBank genome assembly.
GUUGUCCAUCCUUGUUCGCAAUAACAUAAUCGACACAGACGUGAAAAAGAGCUGGUCCUGCUGAGCCAGAUAGACGCACGGGUUGAGGAUCUCUGCCUGCCCAAUCUACUGCGUGUCCGCCGCCAACGCGGCGCUCGCACCUCCUACACUACCCCAAGAUCAAUUAAGCCCUGGAUCUCGAACAAGUCUAUUCCACGAUUCGCAUCCUUUUGUCAUCCCCCCACACGCGGAACACUCUCCGGCUUCCACGACGAAUGAUGGGCGCUUCUCUGCGCUUCUUCGAAACCAUACAUGGCUCAUCCGGGAGCUGAUAACGGCCAUGUGGAAGCACUAUCGCGAAUCUGAUGCAACCAGGUCUACGCACAAGCUUCGGAAUUCCUGCUAUAUAUACUCGAUGCAAGGAGAGCGUAGUCCUCGCUGCUGCUUUUCCGGACCAUGUUCGGGCUCACCGUGUCGCUGACCGCUGCGCUCCUCGCCGCCCCCGUGUUGUCGAGCCACCCGGACCCAUGCGCUGCGAUCGCCGGGCAGGCCUUCGUCCUCCCCGCUGCUGCCCUGGCAUGCCUCAAGUCCUUCCCGUUCAACGAGACGCUGCGGCAGAACGUGCUCACGCAUAACAUUGCGCGGGUGUUCGACUUUUUCACCUUCGAGGACUACUACCUCAACUCGCCGCCUCCGUUCCAAGAGUCGACGACCAACAUCCGCGCGGACCUGGCCAGGAUCAACACCACCAAGUACGCAACCGACUACGACUUCAAUCUCGACCUGUACAACUUCAUCACGCAGCUGAACGACGGCCACACGCGCUGGUUCCCGUCCUGCUACACGAACUGGCAGAACAUCCUGCCCGCACCGGUCGUCUCGCUCGCGGUGAACGGCGUGCAGGGCGUGUACAUCGCGCCGGACCUGGUCGACUUCAUCGGCCUUCUCGGGACGGAGUUCGCCGGGUUGAUCUCCCACGUCGACUGGCAGCAGCUCGCCGGGGCGAGGGUGCUUGCCAUCGAGGGCCAGGAGCCGUACGCGUACAUCGACCACAUCGCGUCGACGGUCUCGGGAAACUACCUCGACCACGGCGUCCGCGUCAACUCGGUCCUCUCGUCCUAUCGUCUCACGGGCGCCGCCUAUUCUCAGCGACUGGGUGAUCUCGCCGGCCCGACGGGUGUCGCGCAGACUUCGCUCCAGUUCAAAGUCGUCCUCGCGAACUCGACCACGGUGAAGACAGUGUCUUUGCCCUACAUUGCCAGCUUCGCAGGCGUCGCCUUCACGGACAAAGCUUCGUACUGGACUAACAACUGCGCUGCGAACGCAAACACAAAUGGGGUGGACUUCAAGUCCUCAGGAUCGGCGCCGGCAGCGGCAACUCUCCGGGCCGACAAGCUAUCGCCAACGUUACCACGCCGCAAACUGGCCAUGGGCAACAUCAUCGACAAGUCGAGCAACAACGCCGUGGGCCUCCCCCCGCAGUUCCAGCCCGGGCUCCCCACCGUGGGCGGUGACCAGGGCGUCAUGAAGUCGUAUAUCCUGCCUGGAAACAAAACGGGUGUUAUGUUCAUCGGGUCCUUCGAGGGCGACUUUAAUGGUUUCCAGAACGACACUCAGUCGGCGAUCGCCGCAUUCGUCGCCGCGGGCGUGCGCAACCUGAUCAUCGACCUGCACGACAACGGCGGCGGCUUCGUCUGCCUUGGCCAGUUCCUGCACCAGUACCUCGCGGGCUCCGAGCUCGGGUAUCCCGGGUUCCAGAGCUCGCUGCGGGCGAACCCGCUUGCGCGCAAGAUCGUCGCGUCGGACAUCGCGCUGGGGUUGAACGAGAGCUUCAGCUUCUACACCGCGGACAACUGGGGCUUUUUCAACGACACGCAGAUGCCCGCGACACACGACUACAUGAGCCCCGAUGUGCCCAUCACCAUCAGCGGCAAGCAGGACUUCACCUCGCAGCGCUUCCACGAUACGUGCGACCUGACCUAUACGGUGCCCAUCCCGAAGUCACCACUCAUCCCGGUCAGCAACAUCGCCAUCGUGGGCAACGGGAACUGCGCCUCAACCUGUGCGAUGUUUACGACUCUGAUGCUCGAGCGGCAUAACACCAAGAUGGCCGUGUUCGGUGGCAAGCCCGGCGAAGCGGUCGAGUACAAAGGGAUGGCGGGAAACCAAGUGCUCGAAUGGUUCGACAUCGACAGCGAGAUCAAGACCGCGAAUCUCAAGGAUGAUCCGCUCGCACCUGCCGACCUCUUGAUCGACGGAAACUUCCGACACAACUGGCGCACUGCGUGGAGUUUCUUCAACGAGCAGCUGCCCAUCGCGUUCAAGUCUGAGCCGGCCAAGUUCCGAUUCCCGUACACUCUCGACACGUACAACAACCCGCUCAACCUGUGGCUAUUCACCGAAAAAACUCUCCUCUAGGACUAGGUCUAAUUCUUACUCGGAUGGGAUUCAAUACGGAGUCAGACACAUGUACAGGUUCCAAUACGACAUUAUUCAGAUGGUGUUGGCAUUGCAUAGAGAGUA